AUGAGGGCGAAGGCCAAGCAUAACGCCCCCAUCAACGUGUUCUAUGAUGCUCGUUCUACUCUCAACAACAUAUCCCGUGAGCUCGAAGGCUUAAGUCAACGUACCGGCACCGAGACUUUACUUUUUGCGGUUCGCUCAAGCACGGACCAGUAUAACCAGCCCUUCGUCUAUGCUAGCAACGAUCGCCUUCCUGAGUACUUCUACCUGAAGACAAAAACUGACAUCCUGACAUUUGCCAUCAAGAUGGAAUCCUAUGGCAUCUCCGGCGUGGAAGGAGUUGUGAUGAAUCAUGUCGAGGAGAUACUUGACCUCAAGCUGAGGAUAAGUGCAUUGAUCAUUCAGAAGCUCCAGGAUAUCUCUCCGUUAAAAAUUUCGAAAAUGUACUACAAAGGUUUUGAAGAGAGGAUGACGGCUCGCUAUCGCAUUACCGUCGUCAACUGGCCCCUCAAAGAGUUCAAGAGCCCUGGCGACAUCUCCCACAAGGGUGACCUGCAGCUCCUGUAUCGUGCAUGGGAGAGCGGCACGACACACUUCAAGCUUCUCAACGAUGAGGAACACAAGGAGUGGGAGGAGGAACGAUUCCAAGGAAGAAUGCGGGAGAUGCGUGGGCCGACAGCUGAGGAUGAGGGCGAGGAGGACGAGCUGAACAGUGUGUUACCCACAUCCCCUGUGCAGUCACCUGUGCCCGAGUCCACCGCAUCCAACAGCGAGCCCAUCAACAUUAAUGCCAUGGCUACGAUGACCAUCAAUGAAGGGGCUGGGUCUGCGAAUGACGAUACCUCAUCCCCUUCCUCUGCAGCAUUGAUCGUGGGUCAGGGCGCGUCCAGUCAGACGUCCUCCAGUGCAAAACGUCAUGCACUGGCCAAUGGUGCAGGAGCACACAAGAAGGCCAAGACUGUCCAGCCUCUCAGCAGCUUCAUCAACAUCGUCACAGGUGCUGACGGCAACCCCCUCACGGUUCAGAAGAAAACUUGCAAGGAGCGCUCGGACAAAGGCAUGAAGAAGGGGCCAAGGAAGAAGCAAGCUGCCGGCAAUGAGAACACGAACCCAUCUUCAACCACCACCUCUGAACCUGCCCCACCCGUCUCUGUCCCUCCCACAUUGGCCACCUCUCCUCAUCGUCCCUCCACUCGUCGCCGUCGUGUUCCCCCUGCCUUGGCCUCUGCCUGCAAUACUACCUCUGUGCCUGUCAUUGCCCUGCCUACUGCCCCUGGCCCUACCGUUCCCAUCCCUGCACCUGCUGCCACCACGCCCGGUACUCCUUCCACCUUUGCACCCGGCGGUGCUCCUUCUCCCUUCGUGCCUGGAGCUCCUUCCCCCUUCGUACCGGGCACUCCUUCCACCUUCGUGCCCGGUGAUGCCCCUUCCAUGUUCAUGCCGAGCACUCCUUCCAUCUUCACGCCCAGUGCUACUUCCAUCUUCGCGCCCGGUGCUACUUCCAUCUUCGCGCCCGGUGCUCCUGCCACCUUCGCGCCCGGUGCUCCUGCCACCUUCGCGCCCGGUGGUCCUACCACCUUCGCGCCCGGUGCUCCUGCCACCUUCGCACCCGGUGUCUCUACUCCUUUUGUCUUCAUGCUGGCUGGCCCUGCUCCCUCGCUCUUUGCAACUGAUGCAUCUCCGUUGCUAAAUAUAUAG
Sparassis crispa is the source of this 1635-nucleotide messenger RNA. RefSeq lists its product as hypothetical. The record is from RefSeq and is a predicted model, not a curated record. The transcript has 4 exons. The coding region runs from base 1 to 1635 and encodes 544 amino acids. Lineage: Eukaryota; Fungi; Basidiomycota; Agaricomycetes; Polyporales; Sparassidaceae.